AUGAAUGGGGAGCAGGAGACUGACGUGACUCUGUUCGGCGACGAAGGUGCAGAGGAGGAUUUGUAUGGGGCGGAGGACUAUGAGGAGGAUGAUGUGUUUGGGAGCGGCAAUGGUCAAUUACGAGAGAUAUUUGGUCCGGAUCUGCAGACAGUAUUCGACAUUAUAGCAGGACGUCGUUCUCGACGUCCGGCGGAAGAGGAGGACCCGACGGAGCCUACUCCGAGUGCGGCGGAGGAGCCGCAGACGUCGCCGGAAGAGGCCGUGGCGGAGGCGGAUGUGCCAGAAAGGUUAUAUUUGCGAUACGAACACCGGGCAUUACCUGCAAGUGACGCUGUAUUGGCCGCAGAGGCCGAAUGGAUAACACAGACGUUGAAAAGCUUGUGUCUACGUGCACCCGUACCGGCAGAACGCGCUAGGGUUGGUGAGGGCGCAGGCUUGUUCGAUGACUUCGCCUUCACCGAUGUCUUCAAUGAGAAACGCCAACGCGAACGUUAUGACCUUAUCUUUAAACGCUCCGGCUUCGAUACGGACAAACCUGAAGAUGCUGGAGCAAGCGGCUGCAUGUUCUUCUCACCGGAAAAAAACAUAGAGCAAGACAUUACCGAAAAGGCCGAACUCUGUCUCCGUAUGCUCCUCAACGAACGUUACGAUGUACCCUACAUAUGUCAGCAUUGCUCGCAUAUUCUCAUGCCCCCGCUGACACGAGAUGUCGUCUGGAUGAUAUAUGCCCUCGACGUUGUCUGGUGGCGUUUGAACGAAUUCAAACGAUACGCCGAACACGCAGGCCGGCGAGCCCGGGGGGGCGGCGGCGAAGGCGCCGCCGGCGCGGCGCCGGCCAAGCCGGUGAAGCGGCGACGGACGCACUUGUCGCCGGAGCAGGUGUUCCACAAGUACUUUACGCAGACGGGAAUCCGGUCUGCGUGGACGGCGUCGUUCGUGGACCCGGCGGAGGUGGGUCGUUUCAUUCGAGAGAGUGGACAUGACUUCAUGGACAUGGACAUUGACGGGAGUUCGAUUGCACGCGUGUCGCGCGCACCAGCGGCUCCGGCGGGACUGACGGCGGCUGCUGCGGCGGCGGAGAGUGCAUUUGAAGGCGAGAGUGGUGCUUUGCGGAGUCAGGUGCGUCGUUGGCUGGAGCAAUUGUUGAAGGAGCGCGAGAUUGCGUUGAAUCCGGAGCAGGUGGUGGAUAUGGUACUGCGUUUUGAGGGGCGUCAGCUGGCGUUGCAUCCCGAGUUCCAUGAGACGGUUCGGCAGUGGUACGUGAAAGAGGCGCGGGUGACGACUUUGACGACGAUGAAGGGCGAACGUGUGGUGGAUGCGGGUAGUCCGAACUGGUUGGCAUGUCGGUUGUUCAAUAAGCCAGUAGCGCACCUUUGGUCGCGGUCGGAAAUGGGUGUGAACGAAGAGGACCAGCGGCGACUGAGAGAGACCGUGGACCGGUGGGAGAGGCAGCGUGUAAGACUGGAGAUAGAGGACGACGCAAACGCGCACCGCCACUUCGGCCUCCUGAUCGAAGAAGCUGAAAAGGACGAGCUGAUACACGUACUCUAUCACCCAUUGACUGAACUUGACCUCGUGCCUUGGCGACCGCCAAGACAUGGACUCGAUGCAGGCUCGACUCUCAACGACGUCGGCGGGCUCGCCGGCGCCAGCCUCGGCGGGUCCACCGCUUCCGGCUGGGCCGAACGCGCACGCUGGGAAAAUUCAGAGGGCGAAUAUCCCGAAGAGAAACGGCGACUUGAAUUCUUGGUGCAACAGGACGUGGGCAAGACCAACGCCUUUGUGCAGCGCGUGGCCGAAGUCAUGGUCGACGACAAAGAACCGGCCGCCUGGGUCUGGUUCGUGAACGAAGUGGUUAAACACGCAGUUCUCAGAGAACUCAUUCCCUCCAUCCGACUGGAACUGAAGGAAAAAAUUAUCAAAGAAAGUCAACGCUACGUUGACCUGCAAUGCAGACAACGAUUACUCCUGCAACUCAGCAUGAACUACAAACUCGCUCACGAACAACACAUAUUCCCCGACUUCAGCGCCAUGGCUAAGGCUGAAGUCGAUGACAUGGUCGACGUCUUGGUCGAAGGCAGCAAAAAACCUGAAGAUCCCAAUCCACCCGAAGAUCUCGGACCUGUCACCACCCAGCCCCUCAUCUACAGCCUCGUUAUCGAGCCCGACGGAGAUUGCGCCAAAUCAGCACCCGUCCACCUCGUCAUGGCCAACCGCCAAGGCCUGCUCGUCAAAACGCUCACCUAUCCCAGCCUCCUGGAAUAUGUGCUCGGAGACCCUGAAGCGCCCAAACCCAGAGACCUAGAAAACCUCCUCCUGAGCCUCCGGACGCGGCCGAAUGUUGUUGCCGUCCCGCUCAUCAAUGCUCUGUCCCUAGACUUGUUUAAUUACAUCAAAGCGCUCUCAGACACACGUGUGCGCUACCCCAAAAAUUCAUGGCGCACCGUGUUCGUUCCCGCCUCCGUAGCCCUCCUGGCCUCCAGCAAGGACAGUAAGGCCGGCGGCAACGGCCAGGGCGCAUCCGCCCAGGGCUUGUCGACUGCGAUAGGGCUCUCGACGAUCCGAUAUACUGCCAAUCCUGUCUACGAAACUGCUUAUUUAUGGGAGGAAGGCGAGAAGAACCCGUUGUUGUCGCUUCCGCUGCACUAUUUGCAGCACAAAAUCCCGGUGGAGCAGCGCCUGGAGACCUUGAGGGAGUGUUUGACGAUUGCCAUCAACGCCAUUGGAAUUUAUCCGAACAGGCUGCGCGUUCUACAUCACUUGGCGCCCUGUCUCCAGUUCGUUUCCGGCUUGGGUCCGGUGAAGGCCCGGCGCUUGAUUAAGGAGCUGCAGCAGCCGUUGGCGGCGCGCGAGACGCUGAUGGGGCUGGGUAUAGGCAAGCACGUGUUUGUGUCCUGCGCGUCCUUUUUCCGCAUUCCGGCGACGGACGAUUUGUUCAACGACCGCUACGCGGACUUGGAUCCGUUGGACGACACGCGGAUCCACCCGAUUGAGGAGUACAGCACGGCGAAGAAGAUGUUGCGCGACGCCCAGGACGACCCGACGGAGCAGCAACGUUCGGCACGGCGGUCAUCUGACUACGACUCGGCGCAAUACGACCCGAAACAGUUAGAGAUCACGUUGGAGGACUUGGAUCUGGAGGCGUACGCUUACAUCUUGGGCCAAGGCGGUCGCCCGCGCAUGCUGCCGCACCUGGAGAUGCUCAAGAACGAGACCAUUCGGCCGUUCGUGGACCCGCGUUUGCUCGUGGAGAAUCUGACGCCGGCCGCGUUGUUGCGAACAGUCAUGGCCGACGAAACCAAGUGCCGACCUACAGCAUUGCUACAGGUAUUGGUGGAGAGCAACACGCAGUUAUUGGUGAUCCCGGCGAACCUGUAUGCGACGGUGAUCGACUUUGCGCAUCCGGAUGCAGCGCGCGUGAGUAAGGGCCAGAUCCUGCGGGCGCGCUUAAGUCGCUUGGACGAGCACGACUUGGCGAUCGUGUGUGCACACACUAGUCGCGAAAUCGGCGAGAUUUUUAAGCGCGCGGGUGCGCAGCUCUGUCACGACCCGAACACGCUCUCGCCGUUGCUGCAGGACGACAUUGAGAUGGCGAGGCAGAACAAGGGCCGCCGUCAGAUCCAGGGCGAGCAGCAUGUGCGCAAAGUGCAGCACCCGUGCGUGAGCAAUCUGGGCCACCGCGAGUUGUUGAUUACGUUGUCGCGGCAGGCGGCGAGUGCCGGAGCGUCGCUGAGUGUAAGCCAGAAGUGCCGUUUCCGCAUUGGGCACCAGAAGAACAACUUGAUCCUCUACAUCGCCGUGCACCCGCAGCCUUUCCGCUUCAAGGCCAUCCCAAUCGAGGAGGCGGACGUACCGAAUGACGGGCGGAGUGUGGGCCGCCAACUAAUCAUCAACAGCGUGGGCAGUUACUCCUCGCUCAACGAGAUCAUUGCGCGCCCAUGUACCGCUUUCCUUACGUUCGUCAACGACGUUGUUAAACACGAAAAAUUCAAGUCGGGCACGCCCACUGAACUCGGCAACUCACUCACCCCCCUGUCCCCUGGCAAGGUGGAGUGGGGCAUCUGCUUCGACUCCAACUCUGACAUGCACCAACUCACUGAACGUUUCUGUAUCAUCACCACUAGCAUCUCCUCCCGCACUGGCGCCAAACGCGUCACCAAGGACCUCAUGCAAGUCACUGCCCAGGGCUUCAAGGUGUGGACACAACCCAACAACACGCUCCAAAGUAUGCUCUCUUGGUACAAGACCAAGGGUUUCCCUAACAGAGAAUCCUACAAAGCCGAGUUCGAGAGGCAAAAGCAUCAUUCGUAG
Messenger RNA from Gregarina niphandrodes, 4311 nucleotides. RefSeq lists its product as hypothetical. NCBI's taxonomy places the organism in Eukaryota, Apicomplexa, Conoidasida, Eugregarinorida, Gregarinidae. Gene Ontology annotation, molecular function: histone binding; nucleosome binding. The record is from RefSeq and is a predicted model, not a curated record. Gene Ontology annotation, cellular component: transcription elongation factor complex. Gene Ontology annotation, biological process: nucleosome organization; transcription elongation-coupled chromatin remodeling; transcription elongation by RNA polymerase II. The coding region runs from base 1 to 4311 and encodes 1436 amino acids. The transcript has 3 exons.